CUAAUCGAGUCAUUACACUGUUUGCUCUGUCUCUCUCCGCGUGUGCGAGGCUGUCUGUGACCGCGCAUACGGACCGACUGAUUGACUGGCCGCGACACGCGCGCUCACACGCACGCUCACUCUCCAUGCCUGCGGGUGAAUUCCAGCCCGCGCCCCUCCUCGUCUCCUGAAAACACCUCUUCUAUCUCAACUCUCUCUCUCUCUCUCUCUCUUUCAUCCGGCGCAAUAGCCCCGGCAGCGCGUGGUGACGCGUUUUGCGCAUUUCCUGCAGCUCGCGCUCAGAUUCAUGAGAGAGAACGGACGGGAAACGAGGGGCGCGCGCAAGGACCGAGAGGAGGAGGAAAAAAAAAAACUCAACGGGAUCGGAGGAGCACUGUGAUGUGUCUGGGGUGCCCGAGAAAAAUAAUAAAAUAAAAAAAAAAGACUGCAUUGUGGGACUAAAAAGGGGGAGGGCGUCUCUUCCCUGUAGUAAGCGCAAAUAUCGCGGCGCUGCGAGGUCGAAGCGAGGAGGUUAAUCCCAGAGAAGAGGCGAGCGAGCCGCGACGGGCUGGAAACGGAGCACCAAUCCCGGAUGGCUAGGCGCGGCUGCUCGCGCUCUCUCCCACCCUGACCCGGGAUAAAGACGCGCAAGGACCGCGGAGAAGCUCCGGUGCUUCACAUGAGCCAGAUAACCCGCAUCCCCCUUCCUCGCUGCCGUUUAUAUCCCGGCCUGUUUCCCGAAAAUUUUGCGUGGCGCACGGGACCGACCAUAAACAAACAAGGCAGCGGCAGCUCGGGUGGGAGAGCGUUCAAGCAAGCGACCUCUGCAGGGUGUGAGUCUGCUGUUACUACGCUUUUUCAGCCCAUUAGAGACCAGUCAGUUGUUCCUGGUAGUGUGUGUGAGGAUAACACGGUGUUCUGAUAUGGCUGUACUAGACUGAGAGUCCAAGGAGCCUGUGGCAUUAUGGGAUGUAGCAGGACUGUGCAGUGACCCCGCUCAUUGGAAGGAAACACUCUUGUGUACAGGAGCAGGAACAGGCAGACUAGCCUAAACACACACACACAACACGCAUUCAUCCUUUUUAUAUAUACACACACGCACACACGCCAGCAGCCUGCAGCCAUGCCUGUGUUCAGUGGUCUGUUGAAGGUGCGAGUGUGUGAGGCGGUGGACCUGAAGCCCACCCCGUGGGCCCUACGUCACGCCGUGGGGAAGAGCGGCUCCUUCCUGCUGGACCCUUACCUGGCCCUCAACCUGGACCAGACCAGGCUAGGCCAGACCGCGACCAGGACCAAGACCAACAGUCCCGCUUGGCACCAAGAGUUCUGCACCGAGGUCCGCGAGGGACGGAGCCUGGAGCUGUCUGUUUUCCAUGAUGCACCCAUUGGGUAUGACGACUUUGUGGCCAACUGCACCAUCCAGCUGGAGGACCUGCUGCAGAACGGAACCAGGCACUACGAGGACUGGAUUGACUUGGAGCCAGAGGGGAAGGUGUACGUCGUCAUUGAUCUGUCCGGAUCCUCCACCGAGGCCUCGGGAACCAACGAGAAUGAGGAGCGAGUGUUUCGGGAGAGGAUCGGCCCUCGCCGGCGACAGGGCGCCGUCCGGAGACGCGUCCAUCAAGUCAACGGGCACAAGUUCAUGGCCACCUACCUGAGACAGCCGACCUACUGCUCACACUGCAGAGACUUCAUCUGGGGUGUGCUGGGGAAGCAGGGAUACCAGUGUCAGGUGUGCACGUGCGUCGUCCACAAGCGCUGCCAUGAGCUCAUCAUCACCAAGUGUGCCGGGAUGAAGAAACAGGAGGACACACCUGAGGAGGUGGGUUCCCAGCGGUUCAGCGUUAAUAUGCCCCACAAGUUCAGCAUCCACAACUACAAGGUGCCCACCUUCUGUGACCACUGCGGCUCCCUGCUGUGGGGCCUCAUGAGGCAGGGCCUGCAGUGCAAAGUGUGUAAGAUGAACGUGCACAGGCGAUGUGAGACCAAUGUAGCUCCUAACUGUGGUGUGGACGCCCGGGGAAUCGCUAAGGUCCUGUCUGACCUGGGAGUCACGCCGGACAAGAUCUCCAACACGGCACAGCGCAGGAGGAAGUUGACUCCAGGGCAGGACCCUCCCCAGUCUCCUCCUGAGCUCUCUCAGACUGAGGAGAACAGCUUCAGCCAGCCAGCUGUCCCCACCUCCCCCUCACAACAGGACUUGGCAGAGUUGGAUCGCCUGCAGAAUGCGCUGUCGCUCAACCAGCAGGGACCCCAGCACUCCUCCUCCUCUUCUUCUUCCUCAGCCUCCACCACCUCCUCUUCCUCCUCGUCCACCUCCUCGGCAGGCAGGGAGAACGGACAGACCCAGAGGAGGACCCUCAAGGACUUCAACUUCAUCAAGGUUCUCGGCAAAGGCAGCUUUGGCAAGGUGAUGUUGGCAGAGCUGAAGGGGACGGAGGAGGUUUACGCCGUCAAAGUUUUGAAGAAGGACGUGAUCCUGCAAGACGAUGACGUGGACUGCACUAUGACCGAGAAACGCAUCCUGGCCCUCGCCCGCCGGCAUCCCUACCUCACCCAGCUCUACUGCUGCUUCCAGACACGGGAUCGUCUGUUCUUUGUAAUGGAAUAUGUGAAUGGAGGAGAUCUGAUGUUUCAGAUCCAGCGAUCCAGGAAGUUCGAUGAGCCCCGCAGUCGUUUCUACGCCGCCGAAGUCACCUCAGCCCUCAUGUUCCUGCACCGCAACGGAGUCAUCUACAGGGACCUGAAGCUGGAUAACAUCCUCUUGGAUGCAGAAGGCCACUGUAAGCUGGCAGACUUCGGCAUGUGCAAAGAAGGCAUCAUGAACGGCGUGACCACCACCACGUUCUGUGGCACACCGGACUACAUCGCUCCUGAGAUCCUGCAGGAGCUGGAGUACGGAGCCUCCGUGGACUGGUGGGCCCUGGGGGUGCUGAUGUACGAGAUGAUGGCCGGGCAGCCCCCGUUUGAAGCCGACAACGAAGACGACCUGUUCGAGUCCAUUCUCCACGAUGACGUCCUCUACCCUGUGUGGCUCAGCAAGGAGGCGGUUUCGAUCCUUCGAGCGUUCAUGACAAAGAACCCCGCCAAGCGUCUGGGCUGCGUGGUGAGCCAGGGCUGCGAGGAGGCCAUCAAGACCCAUUCCUUCUUCAGAGAGAUCGACUGGGUGCUGCUGGAGCAGAGGAAAGUCAAACCACCCUUUAAACCCCGAAUUAAAACCAAGCGAGAUGUGAAUAACUUUGACCAGGACUUCACCAAGGAGGACCCCGUGUUGACGCCCACGGACGAGGCCAUCAUCCGACAGAUCAACCAGGAGGAGUUCAAGGACUUCUCCUACUGCGCCCCCGAGGAGACGCAGACCUAACACACACACACACACACACACACACACACACACACACUGAUCCAUCAACACUGAACCUGGCUUUGCACGUACGCACACAUGCUGACACUCCAUAAAUCCCUUUACAAAACACACACACACACAAACACUCCUUUACUUUGAAGCUAUUGGUUGUUGUUACUUUUGGAAUAUUAUUUACUUGCAUUGUGUUGUUCUUGUUGCCUGGGUUUAUUACAAAUAUGAAUAUGACUAUGAAUAUGACUAUGAAUAUGCACACCUACACAUGCUCUCACACACAUUCUCAUACUUUUAGCUCAGAUUUACGCACUACGGUCCCGAGUUUUACGUGCUCUCGCACACCCACACACACGCACAUGCUCAGACAACCAAACACACAGUUACACUGCUUCUCUCCCCGGCACCUGUGCGCUUGUGGACUGUAGGUGCCGGGUGCAGGGGCACCUUGUAUAUAGCCUGUGUUGAGUGGCUGUAUUGUGUUGGUAUUGUCUGCUAGUAAAGGAGCGUUGUGGCGCAUGGACAAGCACCCUACCUGUGUUAAUACUGUCCUCAUUGUGGACCAGUUAGGGCCAAAUCCCCUUUGUGCAAUACCCUGACUAUCUAUAUAUUUUAUUGUUUGUUCAUGUGUUAUUUUUGUGUUUUUCUUAUUUUUAUUUUAUUUUAUUUUUUGUUGUUGUCGUGUGUGGGACACUCUGUCCUCCUGUCCCGUGUGUAUAAAAGUGAAUGUCAAGCUCAUGAGUUACAGGCUAUUGAACUAAUUAUGAGGAGCAGAGUGUUACAGGCGGCCUGUGUAGCAGCGAAAAUGAUGCGCGGUUUCCAGCUAUUUCAUCCAUCUGUUCGUAUUCGGAGUCCGUUUGUUUGCCGGCGCGAGUGUGGCCGACUCGUAUGAGAGAGGGAGGGGAGGGGCCGUGAAUGUACAUUUUUUUGUGUGUGUGUGACUUUUUUUUUUUUUUUUUUCCCUCCCCUCUCUGUCGUGCGUGUGAAUUUUUAUUUUUUAUUUUUUCGUCCUCAGCAUUUCGGUCUGUAUAGCUACCAUCAGUGUUCCCUUUCCUUGCCCCCCCCCGACUCCAAAGCACCAAUUCCCCUUUUCCCUCCUCCAGCGGUCAUAUCACUCAGCCAAAACCACUUGCUUUUGCUAUUUUCAAGAAUGGCUUUUCUUUCUUAUUGCUCUCUAUCUUUUUUAUUAUUAUUAUUAUUAUUAUUAAUAUUAUUAUUAUUAUUAUUAUUAUUAUUAUUAUUGUAAAGUGUAUCUGGAGGAAACCUUUGUGUACAAUACUAUAACUAUACUAUUAUAGGUCUGUUACAGCCGGGUGAUAAGAAAUGUGGAGAACCAGCAGCUGAAUUACCUCUCAUUUCAAACACACACUAAGCACCACAUACAGACUCCCUCCUCUUUGCCUCCUCCCCCUUCUUCUCACUGUCUUUCUGACAAACAAACACACACACACACACACACACACACACACAUAUGCACAUGCAGAGAAGGACUGUGGUUGUGUGUUACUGUACAGUGAUCUGAAGGCGAGCUGGCUGCUCUCUUUUGCGGUAGAGUCGGUGUCUAGUGAAGCUUCGUGCACCAUGGGGUAGGGCUGUUCCUGGUCACACUAUCUUACUCUGUGCCAAAAUGUAGUGCAACAGCCGGGCUAGUCCUGUCUGGUCUGAUUCCAAUAAAACACUGAGCUGUCUACAUCA
Molecule: messenger RNA, 5032 nt
Organism: Mugil cephalus (flathead mullet)
Lineage: Eukaryota; Metazoa; Chordata; Actinopteri; Mugiliformes; Mugilidae
Gene: prkcea
Product: protein kinase C, epsilon a
Exons: 15
Coding region: 1103-3343 (746 amino acids)
Biological process (GO): protein phosphorylation
Molecular function (GO): diacylglycerol-dependent serine/threonine kinase activity; ATP binding
Source: RefSeq, a predicted model, not a curated record